AUGUGGCCUAUGAUGCUGAGGAUUGCCUCCAAGAUUGUUCCGUUCAUCUCAACAAGCCAUCGUGGUGGCGCCUCCCGAGCACGCUGCGGGAGCGGCACCGCAUGUCCGCAUUGCCAACUCGUCAAGAGCGCUGCUGGAUCCAAGUCUGCAGAGGACGCUGGGCUGUCCGGCUUUGCCGGUGCAACAACAAUGUCAGGCAUCGAGGAAGCACAGCGGCAACAGAACAAGUCCAAGCUCGCCCGGCUCGCUCGUUCGUCUGGUUUUCGCAAGCGCACCGCCCAGUUGCUAGAUCUCGCGACCGUCCUCCUCCUCCGUCCACCGCCGGCCACCCCCGCCGCCCUCGAGCCCGGCGGCCGCCCCCGCCACCGUCUCCCUCAUCUGCCGGCGUCUUCCUCCGUCGUCCGCCGCCGGCCGCCCCCGCCGCCCUCGAGCCUGGCGGUCGGCCCGGCCACUGUCUCCCUCGUCCGCCGGCGCGUCUUCCUCCGUCGUCCUCCGCCGGCCGGCCCCGUCGUCCUCCGUCAUCCGCUGCCGUCUUCCUCCUUCGUCCGCCGCCGACCGUCCCGCCGCCCUCGAGCAAAUGAAGGCAACACUAACCCAUUUAGAUCUCAGUUCACAACACUGAAAGAGCACUAUGCUGUUUCAGGAGAAAGAAAUAUAAACGAUAAUCUGGAACUAGUUCAUGAGCCAGAAAAUACUGCCAGAUCAAGUGGUGAGUUUCUCCAGAGAAGUGUGUCAGCAACUGAUCUAGAUAUAACUGAAUUGGCACCACAGAACACUCACCAUGUUGCUUCAGAAGACGCAGAUGUUAAAGAUGUUCGCGGGGAUAUCUGUGUUUCACAAGCUGGUGCUGAUUUCGAAACAACUGGUGAAGUUGAAGGUUGUAUUAAGAAAAUUGAACCCAUAGGUGACAUGGGGACACAUAAACUGGUAGUCCAAGAUUCGUCUGAUGAGCUGGUAAUGCAGAACAUUACCAAAAGAAUUUCACUGGAGAGGAAACAGGUGAACCGGACUGCGACUCCUCAAGCAUCUCAUGGAGGCAUCUGCUGUCAGAGCUCCCUUUAGUAUCUUCGUGGAAAUCUUGAUAUGCAAUGCUGAGAAAAUCCUUCA
Setaria italica (foxtail millet) is the source of this 1107-nucleotide messenger RNA. RefSeq lists its product as uncharacterized. Bases 1 to 1062 code for a protein of 353 amino acids. The record is from RefSeq and is a predicted model, not a curated record. The transcript has 4 exons. Lineage: Eukaryota; Viridiplantae; Streptophyta; Magnoliopsida; Poales; Poaceae.